Arthroderma uncinatum is the source of this 1368-nucleotide messenger RNA. RefSeq lists its product as uncharacterized. Gene Ontology annotation, cellular component: U5 snRNP. NCBI's taxonomy places the organism in Eukaryota, Fungi, Ascomycota, Eurotiomycetes, Onygenales, Arthrodermataceae. The coding region runs from base 1 to 1368 and encodes 455 amino acids. The record is from RefSeq and is a predicted model, not a curated record. Gene Ontology annotation, molecular function: protein binding. The transcript has a single exon.
AUGGCGUCCUCGUUCGCAAGACCGAAGCGAGGGGGCGACGAAGACGACACAGACGGUGCGCCGCAAUCCUCGUCGAAAAAACCUCGCUUUGAUAUCCGCAACCCCUCUGCACUCGCGCCAGAUGCCCUGGAAAAUGACGCCGUUUUAGACGCAGAUGAGUUUGGCCAUAGAGGUCAGAGGGUCCGUCGCAACGCCGUGAAAGUGGAAGGAUUUGAGUCGGACAGCGAGAACGAAGGCUUCGAUGCCCGCGCUGAAGCCAAAUCAAACGCCAAAAAGAAGGAAGCACAGGCCGCGGACGAUGAUGACAUAUUUGCGGAGCUUGAGGAUGACUUUGGGGAAGGUGACGAAGACAACAAGGACGGCGUGAAGGAGAAGAAGCAAGUUCGGUUUUUGGAAACGGACGAGAUUGAAGGACAGGUUAAUUCUUCGCGAGCCGGGCGGAAGGUCACCCUCGAUACCCAUACGGCUGGCGGAAAGGGAAAAGGACGGGCAGUCGACGGGGAAGACGAUGACGAUAGCGCCAGUGACGUGGGUGAUGAGGACCGCGCAGCACUCCCAGAAAACGUGGACAAGGAGCUCGGAGCUGGUGGUAAAAAGGAGCAUGCGCCUCUUCUCGAUGCAUUUAACAUGCGAGCAGAGCAAGAGGACGGUCGCUUCGACGAUGCAGGCAACUAUGUUCGAAAGGCAAUGGACCCAGAUGCCGUCCACGAUUCAUGGCUUGAAGGAGUUUCCAAAAAGGAUAUGCGAAAGGCUAGAGAAGCGGCCGAAAAGCGAGAGGAGGAACGACGCCAACAGUCCUUUGCUGCAGACAAGAUACUGACGUCCGACGUUCUGAAGACACUAAUACAACACCUUGAUCGAGGAGAGACUAUUCUGGAAGCCCUGGGCAGGCUAGGCAAGGGACUAAAACAUCGACCGAAAUGGCAGAACAAGAACAAAAAACACCAUAAAAAGGCAAACGGUGCUGCUGACGAUGUGGAAAUGCAGGACGAGGACCCCAAAGAGAUAGAGAGGAAGCGGGCUGUGGAAGAAAUCACUGAAGCUGCCGAUAUACUACUUAGCCGUGGCCAAACAGAGAUCUACGACGCAGAGCGAGCGCUUCUCAUCAGGCAAUAUCAACGAGAGACGGGGGAGGAGUGGGUGGACCCUCCUCGCCCUGAAUCUACAGACUCGAUGGCAGCUGAAGGGGGAAGUGAUAUGUGGGAGUUCCGCUGGUCGGACGCCCGUGACGGUGGUAUAAUACACGGGCCUUAUGACCGAGCAACUAUGCAGUCAUGGAGCAGCGCUGGAUAUUUUACUGAGGGUGGAGCGGAGUUUAAAAACACCGGAAGUUCAGGUCCAUGGAGGCUAGGAGACCCCUUUUCAUGA